Colletotrichum karsti is the source of this 1623-nucleotide messenger RNA. Its product is annotated as fatty-acid amide hydrolase. The record is from RefSeq and is a predicted model, not a curated record. The coding region runs from base 1 to 1623 and encodes 540 amino acids. The transcript is spliced from 5 exons. NCBI's taxonomy places the organism in Eukaryota, Fungi, Ascomycota, Sordariomycetes, Glomerellales, Glomerellaceae.
AUGUCUGAACCUGCACAUUGGGAGGCCAAGGCCGAACCUUGCCGAAAGAUUCUCCAGGAGUCGCUCAAACCGGAGUGGCUUCUGCCUUCCUCUCAACUACCGCCAUCCAGCCAACUCAACGUAUCGAACUUCAUCGAGUCAUGUGGACUGCUCACUCCGAGGGAGUUAAAGAUCACAGCAAGCACUGCAACCGAGAUUCUGAGCCAGAUGGGUGACGGGAGGCUUACAGCGGUUGAGACUGUGACAGCGUUCCUCAAGCGGAGCCACGUCGCGCAUCAGCUGGUAAACUUCGCCACCGAGUUCAUGGUCGAGGAUGCAUUGGCUGCUGCAGAAGAGCUUGAUGCGCACUUCAAGGCAACUGGAAAGCUUUUCGGGCCUUUACAUGGCCUCCCUAUUUCCAUCAAGGAACAUAUUGGUCUAAAAGGCCGCAGAUGUCAUUCGGGUUAUGUCGCCUGGGCAGACAACAUCGUCGACGAAGAUGCGUUGGUCGUGCGCUUGGGUAAAGCUGCGGGAGCUGUGUUUCACGUACGGACGAAUGAGCCUCAGAGUGUGAUGCAUCUUGACUGCAGCAAUCCCAUUUACGGGACUACUGUCAACCCGCACAACAGAAACUUGACAAGUGGUGGCUCUAGUGGAGGGGAGGGUGCCUCCUUAGGUCUCCGUUGUGCUGUGCUCGGUAUCGGGACAGACAUUGGAGGUUCUGUUAGAGUCCCAGCUGCGUUUUGCGGUUCUUACGGUCUGAGAACCACUGCAAUGCGAAAUCCCUACAAGGGAAUCUGCAUUCCUGGUCUUGGACAGGAGAGCAUUCGCUGCGUACUCUCGCCUCUGGCAAACAACAUCGCGGAUCUCGAUCUCUUUCAAAGAGUCAUCAUCGACCAGGAACCGUGGGAAGAGGAGACCUCCCUGGUGCCGUUGCCCUGGAAGAGAACAGAGCCAUACCAGCCUGGAAGCUUCACAGUCGGCGUCAUUUGGGAUGACGGAAAUGUCCGUCCGCACCCACCCGUUACUCGCGCUUUGCAGCAUGCCGUCACGAAAUUGAAGGCGUCCGGAAUCAAGGUCGUCGACUUCGAACCCUACAACCACAAAGAAGGAGCUGAGAUCAUCACUACCCUCUACUUUCCCGAUGCCGCCGCCACCCAGAGAGAAAUUCUGGCCAAGGGAGGUGAGCCUGUCGCGGCCUUGACGGAAUGGGCUUUUAACAACUCGAAACCCGAUCCGCUCUCUAUCCGGGAGAACUGGGAACUCAAUGUCCGUCGUGACGCAUUUCGAGACGCGUACCACAAGGUCAUGAAAGAACGCGGCGUCGACUUCAUCCUAUGCCCGGCAUACGUUGGAGCUGCUGCUAAACUCGGGGACGCACAAUACUGGCACUACACCACGAUCUGGAACAUUCUUGAUCAACCAAGCGUCACGUUCCCGACGGGGUUGAAGGUCGAUCCAGUCAUCGAUAUUGUCGAAAAGGACUACAAGCCUCGCUCAGCAGAGGAUGAACGAGAGUACAAGAAGUAUAUCCCGGAAGAUUUUGCGGAGGCUCCGAUUGCGUUGCAACUCGCUGGAAAGCACUUCCGCGACGAAGACACUCUGGCAGCGGCUGAAACAGUUUGCAAGGUGAUCCAGCAAUGA